Messenger RNA from Trypanosoma brucei brucei TREU927, 2403 nucleotides. RefSeq lists its product as hypothetical. The record is from RefSeq and is a predicted model, not a curated record. Lineage: Eukaryota; Euglenozoa; Kinetoplastea; Trypanosomatida; Trypanosomatidae. The coding region runs from base 1 to 2403 and encodes 800 amino acids. Gene Ontology annotation, molecular function: transferase activity. The transcript has a single exon.
AUGGCGGAUGGAGCUGAAGGAUGCCCAUUGCGGCGCUAUUCCGCUGUGGAUUCUAGUGAAAACAUUGUUAAUCGCAACAAAACGUACCCUGGCGACUCUCAAUCGCCGCAUUUGCAUGAGGUUGUGCCUGCGCAAACUGAAGGGAUCCCCCCCUUUCUGUCGCGGCGAAGUUGGGAAGCUGGUGUUCCUUAUCAUGGGGAAGUUGUUUCACGAGAUGUAUCCCAGUCUCGCUCGGUGGGGCCCAAGUCGCAACCGAGCACAGAGGCAACUCGAAGCACCACAACUAUGAGGAGUUGUGCGCUUAAUGCUUGUGAGUCCUUUGAUGUAGAAAAUGUGCUUCCGCCAGUACGGAAGCGGGCCGUCUCGUUACGCAACCCGAGGCGGGCUGGCGAUCAGGAUUUCGGUAAACCCGGGAGUGAUAUCAGUGCAAGCCCCGCUGCGGCAACAUGGUCUGUGGCCGCGCCUGCGAGUCAUUGCAGCAACAGGGGUACGAGAAUGGGGCGAAGUAGCUCUUAUAGCGAACUCUUACCUGUUGGCAACGCAGCUUGCGGGUGUGGGCGCGUGCGCGUAUCGAGUUUGCGUGACUUGCUGCAGCACUACGGCUCUCCUGAUGUUGGAAAAGAUGCAGGUGACGCGACCCUGCCAGAAGUGUGGGGUGGGGCAUCCAAGUAUAUCCCAAAACUGCCGCGGCAACCCGCGUGUAGUGUUUUUGGUCUGUUUAGCAUGAUGGAGCGUGACCGCUUCGAAUCUUUUGCUGCCCUCUUCAAGCGGCACCGCCAGUUGCUGGAGCCGUUUGUGGAGCAUGUAGUGGAUCAGUGCCCGCCACUUUUUCCGGAUGUUGUAAACAUCGUGGAGUUCCUGCGCAACCCUUCAGACGCCCCUGGGGAGUACUUCUUUGACUACUCGUUGGUCGCCUGGCCGUUUAGUGUGCUGUACGCCGCAUCCUGUUUCUACGUUACGGCUAAGCAGCAUGGGUAUCGUAAUCUCUUCGAUAUCCUUCGCCUGCGAGGUGGGCUGCUCACGUGUGGGAAGGACGUGCUAGCCGCACUAGCCAUUGCCAUGUCUCCAACAGAGGAGGACCUGCUGCGAAACGUCUCAAACAUGUACCAUGCGGCGUUUUUUGUCGGUUCAGUUUACAUUGACGAUGAGAGAUGCCUUGAAACCCAUGUACGGAAGUGCUCUAAUUGUAGCUUCGCUCUACUUCUAGUUAACAUAACGAUACCAUGCCUGCAGCUUUUGGUUGAGAGGAUAAACCAAGUCCAGAUUUUUUCCCGGGCACGUUAUGAUCGCACAGAAGGCCCGACAGCUUGUGUUAUUCCCCUCUCCAAGGUUGAGAUAACGCGAGUUAUAAGCACCCGCUGCGCUAUCGUUUGUGGCAAUCCCGUAGAUCUGGAACGCCUCGACAUUCUUGUGCUGCGCUACGCAUGCGCCGCUGGUAUCAAGGUGCACAAGGAGUUUCUUCCCAUAUUUACUCCCGAGAACAGCCUUUUCUACAAUCAGUCUAAACAUCUCCAACUUCUGCAGCUUUGGAGUGACAACGGUGUGGAACUAGAUGCAUCAUCUAUGCAUUUAACUGUGUACUCUCCCGUUGACGGGAAGCCAUGGAGUAGUGAGUCUAUAGGCUCUCUUUUGGAUGAAGUUGCUCGGGCAGUGACUUGUUCUUCCCACGACUUGACACAUUCUCUCCAGCAGCUACAAAACGGCGAUGUGUUACUUGACUUUUCCGCAACCGAACCGGGUAUUGGAAAGCUUGUUGAGUGGGAGCAACGGGAUGUUGUAGUACUAUCUGAGCCUGCAGACGUUGUCGCCCUGAAUAUCCUUUCGACGCCUCGCAGGGGUAGAGCCAAACACGUUAUGGAGUCUACCCUCAAUAAGUGUGCCGUAAUCAACGAUAUAUUGAAAGUUAUAUCCUGGGAGUGUGAACCCCGACUCGCAUAUACGGAAACCCUUUCCUGCACCUUUGUCGACUUUGGACUGGUUAUGAAAAGGCCAGAAACUGGAAGGGAAAUCAAUGAAUGUUACCAGCGCUUGUGCGAGGUGUCGCAUCCUGUGACAGGCACGUGCACUAGUUGUGGUGUUCCCUCCGUGAACUGUUUGUGGGAGGAUGUGAUGGCAACACAAGAGCAGUCUUGUGGCUUACCUGAGUAUAUCGUCGUUGCGAAUGGGCAACCUCCUGGAGCAGUUGGUGUGCACCAGGUUUCGCCUACGGUGAAGUAUUACGAGGUGCAUUCCGGGUGUGUUCUGUUGCAGACCGGAGUGGAGUUUACACGUAGGUUAUCACAUUACACGAGGCUGCCGUUUCCGCCACACACACUACUGAUGUGUCCCACGGUAUUAGAUCUCAUUCAUCUUUGGGAGACAUACGAGUUUUUGGGGGGACGCGCUCCAACUAACCUCGCAUAG